AUGCCCGUCGGUACCUGCUUGUCGAGCAAUGGCGAUGUUGAUAUUGAUGUUGAUGUUGAUGAGGAUGUGGAUGUGGAUGUGGAUGUGAAUGUGAAUAUGAAUGUGGAUGUGGAUGUGGCUCUUCCCACCGGGCCGUCCGUAUCGCUUGCACCGGCUGUGUCAGUUAAGUUGGUCAAAGUCUUCUCUUUCUUCUCCUUCACUCUUCCCUUUGAUUCUCUGACCGCCCAUGUCACAUCUUAUCCCGCCAGGCAAAUCAAGUCACGACAAGCCACGCUUUGCACCGAGAAGCAGAGGGGGGACGCGGUGGGUGGUCGAGCACUGGUGGAAAGGCGAUCUGAUAAGAUCUUGGUAGAUCUUGGGCAUCCGAGAUCGGCCCUUGGCAUUGGCAGUUCUCGGAUCAUGGACCCCACAUCAAAUCCGCCACCCCUUCCCACCCAAAUAUGCCCGGGCAAGAAGGAGAUCUUUUACCCUUCGACCCUUCUACCUACGCAUCUUCCAUCUCUUGCUGACGACUUCCUACUUCCUACUCCGGUCAAGGUCCCUCGCCAAAUAAACCCCGGCCGAGCCCAAUCCAGCCCAACUCCUUUUUAUAAGCACACACCUCUCUCCUACCUUUCUGUUCUUUUCUUUCUUUUCCCUUUCUUCUUCCUCCUCUUCCUCUUCAUCCUCGACUACACCACACACCUCUUUUCCUUCUUGACACCACUACUACCAUCCGUCACCGUCACCAGUUCCUACUUCGACGCUGCAUCCUCCUCCUUUCAACCCCCUAUCAACCUCCGAUCAACCAUCACCAUGACGCGCCCGAUAGCCCUCCGUACUAUGACCACCUCCCACUGCAUCCCGAAAGAACCCGUCACGUCUGAAUCUGCCGUCCCAGCCCUGAGCUACUCCUCCUCUUCUUCCGCCGACGAGAUCGAAGAGCCUCCCCGCCCCCGUCGCGCCUCCACCAAGCUCAUCUCCCAGAAUGCCGCCGACCUGCAGAGACUUAUCGGGGAGCCGGGCACUCGGCUAGUGGAGAAGUGCUGUGGUGGCGGAUGCUGCAUGGCGGUUCAGAAGACGGAUGGCCUGAGCUUCGAGCGCGUUCCGGUCCCCGAUAAUGACGCCUUUAAAGCGCUGGGCUUGAAAAUUGGUCCUAUCCCGGCGACCCUGUCUGGCAUUCCUGAUCUGCCUCCUCAGCAUGUCCAUAUUGAGAGCAUCAAGAAGGGUGCGGCGAUCCAACCACCGGCGGACUCGGGUACCUCUUCGCCAGAGCUUUCUACGGCCAUUGACUUCACCCCCCAUCCAUCCAACGAGCCCGUCAAGAUCGAUACCCGAGUCCACCCUCCCAGCUUCGUCCAGCCGCACCCCCCUUAUGAUGUCUACUCAGCCAAGAUCCAUUCCGCCCGCGAGCUGACGAAACCCGGCGCCGAGAAGAGAACAUACCAUUUUGACCUCGAUGUGACAGACUACCCCGAGGAGUCGGGCGUGGACUUCAAGGUGGGAGGAGCCAUCGGAGUGAUGGCACCCAACGAGAGCUCUGUUGUGGAUGAUCUGUUCGACCUCCUCCUCGUACCCCGUUAUCUGCGCGAUCGUGACAUCCUCCUCAAGACCGACAGCGGCAGAUGGCCUACCGUGUGGGGUGAGGACCAGGCCCGCGAGAUAACGACCACCCGCCGCGUACUCCUCACCUGGUGCAGCGACGUCCAGUCCUACCCUCCAACCAAGCCUCUGCUGCGCGUCCUCGCCGAAUACGCCUCCGAUCCCAACGAGAAGAAGAUACUGCUGUUCCUCUGCUCAGCCGAAGGCCAGGGCGCUUUCUGCGACUUGAGAACCGGCUCCCACAUCACCGUCAACCAACUCCUGCACGCCUUCCCCUCUUCGAAGCCACCCCUCGAUACCCUGCUCUCACACCUUCAGCAGCUGAUGAUGCGCUUAUACAGCUUGUCCAACGACCCACAAGAGAACUGCGUGUACAAGGACGGUUGCCGUCGCUUGAUUGAGUUUGCCGUGACCGUCCACGAGACUCCCGACUGGCGUGGUGGUCCCCGCACCGGGGUUGGAUCGGGCUUUUUUGAGCGUCAGGCGAAGGAGUUCAUCGAGGCCGAGAAGAGAGGGGAGAAGAUUGAUCUGCGGGUGCCCAUGUUCAAGGGCUUGAUGGCCAAUCCGCUCGCGAAAGAAUUCGUGUCGGACGGCCCCAUGCUGCUGAUUGGUGCUGGUGUCGGUAUCGCUCCGUUUCGCGGUUUUGUGCAACGCCGGCUCAAGAACGCCAACUGCGCGAAUAAAGUCUGGGUCCUGCAGGGUGUUCGAGAUUCUCUCCUCGACGAGCUAUACUCGGGCGAGUGGGGGAUGCACGAGAAGGAGGUGAAGAAGGUGGUGCAGUCGCGAAAGCACACGGGCAAGGGCAAGUAUGUCCAGGACGAGGUUCGGGCCCAGGCCGACCUGGUGUGGUUCAUCAUCAACGCUCUGGAUGGCCGCGUAUUUGUCUGCGGCAGCAGUAAAGGCAUGGGAGAGGGCGUCGAGGAGGCCCUGAUCGAUGCUGUCAUGCUGAAGGGCAACCUUGUGCGCGAGGAGGCGGAGAACUUCUGGAAGCUGAAAAGGGAGGCUGGGCAGUACAUUUCCGAAACGUGGUAG
This is a messenger RNA of Drepanopeziza brunnea f. sp. 'multigermtubi' MB_m1, 2613 nucleotides long. RefSeq lists its product as uncharacterized. Gene Ontology annotation, biological process: homocysteine metabolic process. NCBI's taxonomy places the organism in Eukaryota, Fungi, Ascomycota, Leotiomycetes, Helotiales, Drepanopezizaceae. Gene Ontology annotation, cellular component: cytosol. The record is from RefSeq and is a predicted model, not a curated record. Gene Ontology annotation, molecular function: [methionine synthase] reductase (NADPH) activity; FMN binding; flavin adenine dinucleotide binding.